AGUGAUUCUAGCAAUUUAGUUUCAUUAUUUAGCAUGGGUAAGGAGGGGGAUUCUGGUUGUCCCACUGAUGGCAUUGACUUGGAAGACUCUAUUCUCAAGUACAUAAGCGAGGAGCUUAUGGCCGAGGACAUGGAAAACAACCCCUCUACGUUUCAUAAUGCAUUAGCUCUGCAAGCUGCGGAGAAAUCUCUCUAUGAAGUUCUUGGCCAGAACUACCCUACGCGUACUACUGAUAAUGAAACCCAAACCCAAAUCACUAUGCUUUAUGAUUGUUAUCAGGGUGCUGAGAAUCCAGAAAGUUGUUCUUCUGGUAACUUCGAUGUUCAGAAUAGCUUUGGCUGUUCUAGUUCCAGCAAUAGCAGCUCUUUUCUUCCACCAUGGAAUGGUGAUUGUUUGGAAAAUAAUACAAAUAGACCAUCUUUCUUCGAAACACCUGUUCCUUCAAACUUCUUUUUUCAAUCAACUUCAAGUUUUAGACAUCGACCAUCACUCAGCUCUCAAAAUAAUUUCUCUAACAAUGGUGGGGGAGCACCUGGAUAUCCUGUUAGUGAGUUUGUGAUCCAACAAAUUAGUCAAUUGGUCCGCACACAAUUCAACAAAGGAGUUGAGGAAGCUAAUAGGUGCCUUCUUAAAGUUAAUAAUCAGGGGGAGUAUUUACCUACUUUCUUGACAAAAAAGAAGAAUCAUGUACAAGAAGAUGAAGAUUUAGAAGAAGGGAGGAACAACAAACAGUCAGCAACUUCUAUGGAUGAUGAAACUGAGCUGCUAGUGAUGUUUGAUAGGAUGUUAGCUUGUGGUGGCAGAAGAGAGCCUCAUCCUAGUUUCAUUGUCAGCCGGUCUUUGCAGAAUAUGCAAAGUAAGACGACAUUACAACCGAGUGUGCAAACAAAUUAUGGAUCUAGUAAUGGUGGAAAGGCAGCUCGUGGCAAGAAACAACAAGGAAACAAGAAGAAAGUUAUUUAUUUGAGAACACCCAUUAUUUCAUGCGCAAAAGCUUUCUCCGCUAAUGAUUUGACCACUGCUAAGGGGCAACUUAAGCAGAUCAAGCAGCACUGUGCGCAGUUUGGUGAUGGGACUCAGAGAUUAGCUCAUGUCUUUGUUGAUGCCCUUGAAGCACGCAUAGCCGGAACUGGAAUUCAGAUCUAUACAGCUUUGUCUUCGAACACAAAAUCGAUAGCUGAUGUGCUGAAAGCUUUCCAACUCUAUAUUGCAGUCUGUCCCUUCAUCAAGUGUGCAACUAUCUUUGCAAACCACAGUAUUUUGAAGCUCGUAGAGGAAAAGAAAGCAACAACGCUCUAUAUUAUUGACUUUGGGAUAGACUUUUCCGGACGUGGCUUCCGUCCAGAUAAAGCAGUCCAGGAAGCAGGGCGUCGGUUGGCUAUGUACUGUGGAAGAUAUAAUGUUCCAUUUGAGUACAAUGCCAUUGCACAGAAGUGGGAGACAAUACAAAUUGAGGACCUCAAGAUUAGCCCGGAUGAGGCCGUUACCGUGAACUCUCAAAACCGGUUUGAGAACCUACUUGAUGAGACAGUUGUGGAGAACAAUCCAAGAGAUACUGUUCUGAAUUUGAUUAGGAAGAUAAAUCCAGAUAUGUUCAUACACUCCAUCGUAAAUGGAUCCCACAAUGCCCCUUUCUUUGUGAGGCGGUUCAGGGAGGCUCUCUUUCAUUACUCGGCAUUGUUUGAUAUGUUUGAUGCAAUUAUUCCUCGAGGAGAUCAAAUUAGGUUGAUGUUUGAGAAAGAGUUGUGGAGGCAAGAAGUAAUGAACAUUGUGGCAUGUGAGGGCACGGGGAGAAUAGAGAGGCCUGAGACAUACAGGCAGUGGCAGUUCCGAAGUAAGAGGGCUGGGUUCAGGCAGCGUCCUCUGGACCCCGAACUGAUGAGGGAAUUCAAAGGUAGGCUGAGCCAUGUAUACCACAAUGAUUUUAUUGUGGAACAGAAUGGGCAAUGGAUGCUGCAGGGAUGGAAGGGUCGCAUUCUUUUUGCGUCGUCUGUAUGGGUACCUCCAUAGAUGAUUGGACUUGUACCGUCAUUCAUGACUUUGAAUUAGUCUCGCCCGGACACACGUUUAGCUUUCUAAUUUUGUUAUGUAUACACAAAUAAAAAGUCGUAUGAUUC
Rubroshorea leprosula is the source of this 2117-nucleotide messenger RNA. NCBI's taxonomy places the organism in Eukaryota, Viridiplantae, Streptophyta, Magnoliopsida, Malvales, Dipterocarpaceae. The record is from the annotation of a GenBank genome assembly.